Molecule: messenger RNA, 467 nt
Organism: Chrysemys picta bellii (western painted turtle)
Lineage: Eukaryota; Metazoa; Chordata; Testudines; Emydidae
Source: RefSeq, a predicted model, not a curated record
AGAUCAGCCCCUGUGACUCUCCCACAUGAGCUACCAGAGGCAUGGAGCUACGGGGACAGCUCUCCAGCUGCUUGUUCUGUGCCAUACUCCUAGCAGCAAUUCCUUUUUCAGAGAGUUUUGAAGUCAUCUCGUCCCCAACUGUCACUGGGAUCGUCGGCCAGGAUGUGGUCUUACCGUGCCAGAUCUCCACCAGGACACAGCCGGCCAAUAUGGAAGUGCAGUGGAAGAAAAUCAUCCUGGCGAAUAUAGAGAUUGUCCAUGAAUACAGAGCCCAGACAGGCCAGGAUGUGCCAGGGCUGAACUACCAGGGCCGGACUGCGCUGUUGAAGGAUGGAUUCAGCUCUGGGAAUGUGUCUUUAAAGCUGAAGAACAUCCAACUGGCUGAUAGGGGAACAUACAACUGCAUUGUGAAGUCUAAUGAGCGGAGCGCUGAUGCUACAACUGAGCUUCAAAUUGCAGGUUGGUGA